UUUGACUGUCAAUUUGGACGGUCAACACCUGUGACCGUUAGUCAACAUGUCAAUUCAUUGCCUAGUGAGCCUAAAAAUCAAAUAAAAUUUUCAAAUUAAAACUAAUUUCUUAAUUUCUAUUAUUUAUCAUUUUCAAAUUAACAAUUUAUUUUUUGGUUAAUUUUAUAAUGAUAAAUAUAAAUAAUUUGAAUUUGAAUUUUUUAAUAAUUUUUAGGCGGACGAUGCAAUAACAUAUCGUAUUGACUAACGGUCAGCGGUGUUAGAUUAUAACCUAUAGUCCCAUACUAAUGUCACUUGUACCUAUACGGCUAUACCUUAGAAAUAUUCAAAGUACAAUUAUUAACAAUUAAACACCCCAAAAUAAAUAAAAACAAAUACAAAACGAGAAUCAGCCUGUUCGCAGGGAUAUCACAUGUCUCACUGAGCUUGGUGUCAAAAAAAUGGAUCCAAUAAUUUAAUCCCACCAGCUGAAAACCUUCAACUCUCUCUGCCUCCUCUUAUCUCCUCUGUUUCUUACUUUCCACACACAAAAUUGACAUACCCAAGAACAAGCCUCAUAAUUAAGCACGAUUCGAAUCGACACACCAAAGAUGCCACUGCCACCAGCCGCCGACCACGACUCGCCGGCGGCGGGCGACCUGGACCCACUCCUCCCGGGCCCGGAUCUAGCCGGCGACAAGUCCCGGCCCGAGAGGCUGACCAUCGACGAGAUGCUGCAGAGGCACUGCGGCGAGUUCGGGUGGUGGCAGCUCCGUCACUUCGCGUUGACCAACCUGGCGUUGACUUUGGAGGCGUUCCACACCAUGGUCAUGGUCUUCACCGACCGCGAGCCGGACUUCAGGUGCGUCGGCGGCGGCGGCGGUGGUGGGGUGUGUGACCCGGCGGCGGCGCAAGGGGUUUGUGGGCUGGAUCCCGGGUCGUGGGAGUGGGCCGGUGGGCCUGGGGGGACUAUUGUGGCCGAGUGGGGGCUGGUUUGUGGGCAGAAAUUCAAGGUUGGGCUUGUCCAGGCUGCUUUCUUCGUUGGGUGUAUGAUAGGCGCAGGAACCUUCGGCCAUCUCGCCGACACCACGCUCGGCCGGAAAGGAUCUCUCACCGUGGUCUCCAUCAUGAACGCCGUGCUCGGCUGUCUCACCGCGUUCUCUCCGAACUACUGGGCCUACCUCGUCGUCCGCCUGCUCACCGGCAUCAGCUGCGGCGGCGUCGGACUCGCCGCCUUCGUCCUCUCCACCGAGCCCGUCGGCCCCACCAAGCGCGGAACCGCCGGCGGGUCCUCCUUCUACUUCUUCUCCUCCGGGAUAGGGAUCCUCUCCGCGCUGGCUUACUUCCUUCAACCCUGGCGCCAACUCUACAUCGCCUCCUCGCUUCCUUCCGUCGCCUACCUCUUCCUCGCCCUGCCCUUCAUCUCCGAGUCGCCCCGUUGGUAUUUAGUUCGCGGCAGAGUUGAGGAAGCCAUGAAGGUGAUGCGGUCAAUUGCACACUCUAACGGAAACAGCAUCCCCGACGGCGUCGUUCUAGCUCUGGACGAAGACGCAAGCAGUAACGGCAACGAGAAGAAGAGCGAGCAAACGGCGUUAAUAACCACGGGUACCCUAACGGACGUCCUCGGGUCGCCCGUGACCCGAACCCGGCUCCUCCUCGGCAUGGCGGUCAGCUUCCUCUCCUCAACCGUCUACUACGGCCUCAGCCUCAACGUGGUCAACCUCGGCACCAACCUCUACGCCAACGUGGCGGUCAACGCGGCGGCGGAGAUGCCGUCCUUCACCCUGACAGCUGUCCUGCUCGACAAGGUCGGGCGAAAGCCGCUCGCCAUCGCGACGCAGGUUUUCAGCGGGGUCUCGUGUCUUAUCGGGAGCGUGGUGACCGGACGCGCCGGGGGCGGCGCGUGGUGGGAGGUGGUGAGGACGGCGUGCGGGGUGAUGGGAGUGUUUGGGAUGGCCGGCGCGUACAACAUGCUGUAUGUGUACGCGGCGGAGCUGUUCCCGACGGUGGUGAGGAACGCGGCGAUGGGGUGCGCGCUGCAGGCGGCGCAGGUCGGGGCGAUACUGGCGCCGUUCGUGGUGGUGGCGGUGCCGGCGUGGGUGCCGUUUGCGGUGAUGGCGGCGUGUGGGAUCGGCGGUGGGUUGCUGACGUUUAUGCUGCCGGAGACGCUGAACCGGCCGUUGUACGAUACCAUUGCUGGGAUUGAAGAGGGAGAAAUGUCAUGAACCAAUUGGUUCCAAUAACUCGAGUUGUUGGGA
Linum trigynum is the source of this 2237-nucleotide messenger RNA. Lineage: Eukaryota; Viridiplantae; Streptophyta; Magnoliopsida; Malpighiales; Linaceae. The record is from the annotation of a GenBank genome assembly.